AGACAGAGAGAGAGAGGGAGGUGGGAGGAGAGAGAGGAGGGACUGUGUUCUCUCUCUGUGGCUCCUAUGCGUUGCUAGUGGUGGUGGUAGCGCACCAGUGUGCGCCUCAGCCUGCCAGUGUGAGCGUGUGCAUGUGAGUGUGAGAGUCUCUGUGCUGCGAUACGACAGGUGGAGAUGACAUGACUGCACUUGAGAGGAAGAAAGGGAAGGACCUACGUGGUCAGCAAGUGUUCCUGCGUCCUGAAGAGAGUUCAGGUCCAGCCCCGACCACCAGGCUUUCCACUACGGUGUCCGAACAACUCCAGGAUGCUUUACUGCGGCUGGCGGCAGUUGUGGACACACGUUCACUGCGCGUUACCCUUCGAGACAACAUACAGGAGCUGCUACCCAGCACGGAGUGUGUAUGUGUCUACAUGCUGGAGGGAGACUCGAGGCUGCUGUGUGAUGAACCACUGCAUGAACUGCCAAAGGAGGGAAAGAUCAGGAGUUAUGUGGACCAGCUGAAGCGAUGUCAGUGUGCCGGCUUUCCUUCCUCGGAACUGCCUGAGAAAUACAAAGUCUGCCUCGCCUCACCUCUCCCAGCACACAGAAGAGCUGUUGUCAUUCCUAUUUUGGACAAGGAACAGAUCAAGGUCAUUGCUGCCUUGUUGGUGGGCUGUAAUCCACUGUCUGAUCAGGAUGAACUGCAUCUUAAUACUCUGGAAAAACAUGUUUCGGUGGCAUGUGAACGUGUUCAGGCCAUUCAGUCGUCCUACCUGCGGCCUCCCCUCAGCCCCUCGCCCAUACAGUCACACAGCACAUUCAGUGUCAUGGAACAGGAGUACUGCAAGCUGGACCGUGAUAUUCUACAGCUCUGUGGUGAGCUCUACGACCUUGAUGCCGCCUCUCUGCAGCUCAAAGUCAUUAAUUAUCUGCAGCAGCAGACUCAGUCACAAUGUUGUUGUCUUCUACUGGUGUCUGAGGACAAUCACCAGCUCUUCUGUCAGGUAGUUGGAGACAAAGUCCUAGAGGAGGAGAUCAGCUUUCCGCUGAUGUUUGGUCGAUUUGGUCAAGUUGUGGAGAAGAAAAAGUCCAUCACUCUUCGGGACAUCAGUGCUGAGGAGCGCAGGCAGCUGUCCAGUAUGUUGGGCUGUGAGAUCUCCUCUAUGCUGUGUGUCCCAGUGGUCAGCAGAGCCACCGGUCAGGUGGUGGCAUUAGCCUGCGCCUUCAAUAAGCAGGGCGGGCAGAGACACUCUGAAGCUGACGAGCACGCCAUUCAGCACUGUUUCUGCUACACAUCAACAGUACUCACUUCCACUUUGGCCUUCCAAAAAGAACAGAAGCUCAAAGUGGAGUGCCAGGCGCUCUUACAAGUGGCCAAGAAUCUUUUUACACACCUGGAUGAUGUUUCAGUGCUGUUACAGGAAAUAAUAGUGGAGGCCAGGAACCUCAGUGAUGCUGAGAUCUGCUCCGUGUUCCUCCUGGAUCGUGUCAGCCAUGAGCUAGUGGCGAAGGUGUUUGAUGGAGGUGUGGUCAGUGAUGAGGAGAAAGAGUUCCGUAUCCCAGCAGAUCAGGGUAUUGCAGGCCACGUGGCAACGACUGGCCAGAUCUUGAACAUUAAGGAUGCUUACUCCCAUCCUCUUUUCUACCGUGGAGUAGACGACAGCACUGGAUUCAGGACUCGGAACAUCCUCUGUUUCCCCAUCAAAGAUGAGAACAAUGAGGUGAUUGGUGUGGCUGAGUUGGUGAAUAAAAUGAAUGGACCCUGGUUCAACCGCUUUGAUGAGGACCUGGCCACAGCUUUCUCCAUCUACUGUGGUAUUAGCAUUGCUCAUUCACUGCUCUACAAGAAAGUCCAUGAAGCUCAGUUCCGAUCCCACCUUGCCAAUGAAAUGAUGAUGUAUCAUAUGAAGGUUUCACAGGAGGAAGUGUCGAAGGUGUUGGUGCCGGGGAUCGAGCCAGUGAAAAAAUUCCACUCCUGCUUUGCUGAAUUCAUGUACACACCUCGCUCCCUGAGUGAUGAUGACACGCCCAUGGGCGUCCUCAGCAUGUUUGAAGACAUGGGUUUCAUUAACACGUACAAGAUUGACCUCCACACUCUUACCAGGUUCUGCCUGAUGGUAAAAAAAGGUUACAGAGACCCUCCUUACCACAACUGGAUGCACGCCUUCUCUGUCUCACACUUCUGCUACCUGCUCUUCAAAAACCUACAGCUGUCCAACUACCUCGAGGAUAUAGAGAUUUUAGCUCUCUUUGUCUCCUGUUUGUGUCAUGACCUGGACCAUCGGGGCACCAACAAUUCUUUCCAAGUCGCCUCGCAAUCCGUGCUGGCUGCUCUUUACAGCUCAGAGGGAUCUGUGAUGGAGAGACAUCACUUUGCCCAAGCCAUUGCCAUUCUGAACACUCAAGGCUGCAACAUCUUUGAGAAGUUCUCAAGAAAGGACUACCAGCGAAUGCUGGAUUUGAUAAGAGACAUCAUUCUGGCUACAGACCUGGCUCACCAUCUACGCAUUUUCAAGGACCUGCAGAAGAUGGCUGAUGAUGGAUACAACCCAAAGAGCCAAAACCACCGCUCUAUGCUGCUGUGCCUGCUGAUGACAUCGUGUGACCUGUCAGACCAGACCAAGGACUGGAAGACCACACGCAAGAUUGCUGAGCUGAUUUAUAAGGAGUUCUUCUCUCAAGGUGAUCUGGAGAAAGCCAUGGGGAACAGGCCCAGUGAGAUGAUGGACAGAGAGAAAGCCUAUAUCCCAGAACUACAGAUUAGCUUCAUGGAACAUAUUGCCAUGCCCAUAUACAAGCUGCUGGCUGAACUGUUUCCUGCGGCCACUGAGCUGUUUGAGAGAGUUUCAUCAAACCGAGAGCAGUGGCUCAAAGUGUCCCAUAAGCUCACCUUGCGGGGGUUGCCAUGCAACAACAGUCUGGACUUCCUGGACAAGGAGUAUGACCUGCUGGCAGCCCAGGGUGCUUUUGGGAGUGAUGACUACUGCCUCAAUGGCUGCAUAGAUGAUGCAGAUGGAGGGAGGGGUCAGUGACAUCAGCAAGCGGCCAAGAGUCCCUGAAGUUUCCUCCAAUAAGAGGAUCCCCUUUUCUAAGCGGGAGGGUUCUCGCUGCUGUCAACACUUUGAUGUUGAGCAGGCUAUGAGAGGUUUAAAUCAAUGAAUCAGAUAAGUGAUUUGCACAAGUGCAUCUAGCACAUUCAGUGUAAGCAAAUCCUGAUUAGAUGCUUCAUGUCGCUUGUGUCUCCAGUUCAGGACAGCCAAAAGGUAUUGACUUCAUAUUUCUCAGCAGCUGUAUUGGUAAAAUACGUUUAGCACAGGUAACAAAUCCAUUCAGACAGUACUGAUCCCAAUGAAGAUUGUAAAGACACACACGAGUAUUUACACGCGGACACACACACACACACACACC
Messenger RNA from Thalassophryne amazonica, 3390 nucleotides. It is a transcript of the gene pde2a, whose product is annotated as cGMP-dependent 3',5'-cyclic phosphodiesterase. Gene Ontology annotation, molecular function: 3',5'-cGMP-stimulated cyclic-nucleotide phosphodiesterase activity; 3',5'-cyclic-GMP phosphodiesterase activity; protein homodimerization activity. Gene Ontology annotation, cellular component: mitochondrial matrix; cytosol; mitochondrial inner membrane. Gene Ontology annotation, biological process: negative regulation of receptor guanylyl cyclase signaling pathway; regulation of mitochondrion organization; positive regulation of gene expression. Lineage: Eukaryota; Metazoa; Chordata; Actinopteri; Batrachoidiformes; Batrachoididae. The record is from RefSeq and is a predicted model, not a curated record. The transcript has 31 exons. The coding region runs from base 180 to 3014 and encodes 944 amino acids.